AUGGCUACACCCGAGACAUCCCCAGUAUCACCCAGAAUGUUUUCUCCUCUCUCUGGCUCCUUUGGCCUCAAGGACCAAAAGCCUGCUGGUUCUCCUUGGAACCCUCUUCAAUGGCCCACUUGGUUUACCUACCAAAAAGGACGCCUUAACUUGCCUAGCCCUGGAAAGUUCGAAAGACUUCAUGGCGAAGUUACCAAAGAGGUCUUCACCACCAAUUACCUUUUUGAUGGUGCUCAAGCCAACAUUGUCAAAGAACUUUCCGGUAACUUUCACGUUCAACAUCAAUUCUCUUUAGGCUCUCAAGUUAUGCCUCCCAUGUACAACUUCAUGUCUGGUUACAUGACUGAAAGAACCAUGUUGCAAGGUACUAUGGAUAACGACACCAACCUCAACGGCGUAUUCAGACAUGCCUGGUCUCCUUACUCUGUUACCAAGGUCGUCGCACAGCUCACCAACAUGCCCGGUCAUUCCAUGCUUCAAGUUGAACAAGAAGUCAACGGAUCAGAUUACUCCAUGACAUUCAAGACCAUGAACCCCAAUCCUUUGGAGUUGACUGGCCUCUACAUGGCCUCUUACCUUCAAUCUGUCUCUCAACGUUUGGUUGUUGGAUCUGAGAUUGUCUUGCAACGUCCUACUCCUGACAUGGAGGAAACAGCCAUGUCUCUUGUUGGUAAAUAUACAGGCAACGAUUAUAUUGCUACUGCACAAUUCCAAGGCGUUGGCGCGAUACAAGCCAGUUAUUAUCAACGCAUUAACGAGAAGGUUGAUUUUGGUGUCGAACUCAAUUUGAUGGUUCAAGGUGGUCGUAGAGAGGCUGUUGCUACUGUUGGUGGUAAAUUUGACUUUAGACAAGCUACUUUCAGAGGUCAAAUCGAUACUACCGGUAGAGUUUCUGCUGUUUUAGAAGAAAAGAUGGCUCCUGGCUUCUCUUUCCUCAUCAGUGGUGAUUUAGAUCAUAUGAAGGGCCAAAGCAAGUUUGGUGUUGGUAUCAUGUUGUCCGCUUAG
Mucor velutinosus is the source of this 1005-nucleotide messenger RNA. Its product is annotated as Maintenance of ploidy protein mob2. The transcript has 5 exons. The record is from RefSeq and is a predicted model, not a curated record. Gene Ontology annotation, biological process: protein import into mitochondrial matrix. Bases 1 to 1005 code for a protein of 334 amino acids. Gene Ontology annotation, molecular function: transmembrane protein transporter activity. Gene Ontology annotation, cellular component: mitochondrial outer membrane translocase complex; mitochondrial outer membrane. NCBI's taxonomy places the organism in Eukaryota, Fungi, Mucoromycota, Mucoromycetes, Mucorales, Mucoraceae.